Messenger RNA from Python bivittatus (Burmese python), 2255 nucleotides. It is a transcript of the gene NR2F2, whose product is annotated as nuclear receptor subfamily 2 group F member 2. Lineage: Eukaryota; Metazoa; Chordata; Lepidosauria; Squamata; Pythonidae. Gene Ontology annotation, molecular function: sequence-specific DNA binding; DNA-binding transcription factor activity; zinc ion binding. The record is from RefSeq and is a predicted model, not a curated record. Gene Ontology annotation, biological process: regulation of DNA-templated transcription.
UCUCUCUCUCUCUCUCUCUCCCUCCCCAGCCGUCCCCCUUUUGUAAUUUUUUUUUUACUUUUCUUCCUCUUUUGCUAACAGACAAUCGCCUCGCGCCUUCUUCCUCCUCCUCCUCCUCCUCGCCUCCUUUCUUUUUUUUCUCUCGUCCACUCCUUCGCGUUCCCCCUUUCCUUUUCAGUCCACUUUCGCGUGCGUGCCUGCUGUGUGUGUGUGUGCGUGCGUGCCUCCCGCAUUUAUUUACUAUUUUGCAAGGAGCGGGGAGCAACCCAACCUUCUCUACCGCCACCCCUCCACCAAAAGCAUUAAAUUAAACUGAACGAAAGGACCAGGACGGGGGGUAAACAGAACGAGCAAGCCAACGAAGGGGAAAAAAGAGAAGAGCAGCAGCAGCAACGCGCCCCCUUGCACUCCAGCAACUUCCAGCCAAGAUAAUCAGAAUAACUUGCCUACGUGAACUGCGAGAGAAAAAGGCUGGGGGGGUGGAAGCGAAUAAACUAAAAUAAAGUGGACCCCCAUUCUCUUUAGACCUCCGCAGCUCGCUCCGGCUCCAACGGCAGGCACAACCCGCCGGGGAAGCGGAUCCGCCGGCCACAGCAAGCGACGGGGGGGCGCGCGAUUUGGCCACGGUGUCCCUUAGAUAUGGCAAUGGUAGUGGGCGCUUGGCGAGACCCGCAGGACGAUGUGGCCGGCCCGCAAGGAACGCAGCCUUCGCAAGCCCCCCCCCUGCCGGGAGCCCCGAAGGGCGCCCCCCACACCCCACAGACACCGGGCCAAGGAGGGCCCCCCAGCACCCCGGCUCAGACCAACCCGGGCAGCCAGCAAAACCAAGGGGAGAAGCAGCAGCAGCAGCAGCACAUAGAGUGCGUGGUGUGCGGGGACAAGUCCAGCGGCAAACACUACGGGCAAUUUACGUGUGAAGGCUGCAAGAGUUUCUUCAAGCGCAGCGUCCGGAGGAACCUUAGCUACACGUGCCGCGCCAACCGGAACUGCCCCAUUGACCAGCAUCACCGCAACCAAUGCCAAUAUUGUCGCCUCAAGAAAUGCCUGAAGGUUGGCAUGAGGCGGGAAGUUUCUUCCUUAUUUACUGCAGCCGUCCAGAGGGGCAGAAUGCCACCCACACAGCCGACCCACGGCCAGUUCGCCUUAACCAACGGGGACCCCCUGAACUGUCAUUCGUACCUCUCCGGAUAUAUUUCUCUGUUGCUGCGGGCAGAGCCUUACCCGACUUCUCGCUUCGGCAGCCAGUGCAUGCAACCGAAUAACAUUAUGGGCAUCGAGAACAUUUGCGAAUUGGCCGCUCGGAUGCUCUUCAGCGCUGUGGAGUGGGCCCGGAAUAUCCCUUUUUUCCCCGACCUCCAGAUCACCGACCAGGUGGCCCUGCUGCGGCUCACCUGGAGUGAGUUGUUUGUCCUCAACGCCGCCCAGUGCUCCAUGCCUCUCCACGUCGCCCCACUCUUGGCAGCGGCGGGCCUCCACGCGUCGCCCAUGUCCGCCGACCGCGUGGUCGCCUUUAUGGACCACAUACGCAUUUUCCAGGAGCAGGUCGAGAAGCUCAAAGCCCUGCACGUGGAUUCAGCGGAAUACAGCUGCUUGAAGGCGAUUGUCCUCUUCACCUCAGAUGCGUGUGGUCUAUCCGACGUAGCGCACGUUGAAAGUUUACAAGAGAAGUCCCAGUGCGCGUUGGAAGAGUAUGUGAGGAGUCAGUAUCCAAACCAGCCCACCCGUUUUGGGAAACUGUUGUUACGUCUCCCCUCUCUCCGCACCGUCUCUUCCUCGGUCAUAGAGCAAUUGUUUUUCGUCCGUUUGGUAGGUAAAACCCCCAUAGAAACCCUUAUCAGAGAUAUGCUACUAUCUGGAAGCAGUUUUAACUGGCCGUAUAUGGCCAUCCAAUAAGAGAAAGGGGAAAAAAAUGUUGGAGAGAGGAAAAAAAAAUCCACAAAUCAGAGAAUUUGACAAAGCAAAACAAAACAAAAAUAGAAAAUUUGGAACAGAGGAAUCGCGAGUGACAUUGGGCCUGGCGGUUGUUUAAACGUCCUUCAGUUAAGCAAGGAUGUAACACCUUGGCUAAAAGAAGAGAGGAGAAUAAUUUGAAUGGACUAUGGAUUUUUUAAAAAGAGAAACUUGUUCAAUGGACUUUUUACAGAAUGCAUUAAAAUUCCCUUGUCUUUCACAAGUUACUAUUUCUCUCUCUUUCUCUUUCUCUCUCUCUCUCUCUUUAAAAAGAAAAUUCUUUCUUUCUUUCUUUCUUUCUUUCU